Molecule: messenger RNA, 1590 nt
Organism: Prorocentrum cordatum
Lineage: Eukaryota; Dinophyceae; Prorocentrales; Prorocentraceae
Source: the annotation of a GenBank genome assembly
AUGGUGGUGCCGUGGGCCGCAGCCGGCCCGUGGGCGGCCUCCAUCGCGACCGCGUGGCUCUCGCGCUGUCCCGCCUGCCCAGAGGCCCGCGUGACGUGCGGGGCCUGCCCCGCGUGCCCUCCGGCGGCGGCCGCCGCCCCCUGCCCGGGCUGCCCGAGCUGCCCGGACUGCAGUCUGACCUGCGGGUCCGGGCCAGGCUGGUGGGCGGUCCUUGCCGCCCUGGGCGCUGGGCUCGCGGCUGGUGGCAGCCUCCGCGUGACGCUGGGCUGGGCCGCCCGAGUCGCCUCGCUCUUCGUCGGCGGAACCGACCCGCCGCGGCGCGAGGGCGCGGCGCCCGUGACCCUGCUCGUCGAGGACGACGGAGCGGGCCAGGACGGCGGCGCGCAGCGCCGCUUUCGGGCGAUGGCGGCGGCGGCGAUGCGGACGCUCGACGUGCCCGAGGCGCAGGUGUGCGUGAACUACGACGACGACGACAACUUCCGGUGGCACCACAGGGUGCUCCUCGAGCAGCUCAGCCCUGGCAUCUGGGUGGCGGCGACCCCCGACGGCGAGGUGCUGACGCUGGACCUCAGCAAGCACCUGGUCGUCCCCCUGCGUCGGGGGUCCGCGUUCCCGGUGCGGGUUCGUGGGCAGGUCUACGCGUUCGGCGACCAGUCGGACGAGGACAUCGAGGCGCUGCGGGUGGAGGCGCGGGGCCUCGCCCUGGUCAUGGGCGUCUCGGCCCCAGCUGGGACUGCUGGCGGCGUCGUGCCGCGCUGGAUCGUCUCGGACCCAGGCUCGCCCGAGUUCGGGCGCGAGCUGGACCUCCACCUCAUCGGGAACCCGGAGCGGCUGAUCAGCCGCGACGCGGUGGGCAUCGCGAUGCUCAGCGAGGAGGAGGGCUGGGUCUCGGUCGAGAACGUGCAGCAGGCCGACGAGGAGGACUGGCGCGCCGAGAAGCGCCGAGGCCCGGGACGCGACCCGCGGAUCCUCCCGCUGGCGCGGCGGGGUCGCGGGGCCCAGGUGACGCUCGGGGAGGCGAUCGCGAAGAUGAACGCGGUCGACUUCGACGACUGGCCCUUUCGGGGGCCGAAGGCCCUGCCCGAGCUGCUGGCCGCCAUCCUCGCCACCGGGCUGACCCUCACGUCCUACUGGGGGUACUGGGCCUCGGAGUCGGGGGUGUCGCGGAACGCCGCGGUGGCCCAGGAGGUGCGGCACGCGCUGAACCAGCUGCACCACGCCGUGACGUACGACCUCGUGGACCCGUCAAACCUGGCGUCUCUGGAGCUCCUGGGACGCCGAGUGCUGCAGAUCCAGCGGGCUGUGAAGAGGUGCCCGCGCCACCCGAGUUUCGAGGGCCUCGGCUUGAUGUUGAGCAGCUCUUUGGACGAGAGCGGAGGCGUCGUGACGUCCAAGUUCGACGCGUUCGUGGCCGAGGAGCAGAAGUCGCAGGGCAUCAUUCUGAAGCAGGAGCGGAUGUACCGGGAGGAGCAGGAGUCGGAGGCGAAGAAGUACGAGAGGCAGGGCGACGACAGGGAGAGGGGCCCCGGGGCGGAUCCGAAGGGCAAGGCGAAGCCGAAGCCCAAGGCCGCCGCGAAAGAUCAGGGUUGA